AAUUCGAAAUUGUACAAAAUAAAAAUGACACGUCGUCAGGUUGCCAAAUAUAGCAGGCUAACACUCGCCAUUUUUCUAGUCUUUUGCAUCUUUAUACUGGCGACUCGUGACGAGAAAUUUCCAACUGCGCUCGACGGCACCUCGUCUAUAGAGCGAACAACUUUGAGGCCUGCGAUUUUCAAAAAAGAUUUCUGUGUCUUUGAUCACAAAUGCAAAAUACCGCGGCUGAAUCCCUUUGCUGACGAGGUCAUUGGCAUUUUUAAGCCGCCCAAGUUCAAGGAGUGCACGGAUCAGCGGGACAUCAUUAACGUUGUCUAUGAUGUGACGAAGAGGCAAUACCUGUUGCACGUCAACGCGACUCUAGUCGGCAUUCUAUAUCGAAACAUUACUGCAUUUGCCUGCAUUUACUAUGAGAUAGUGCGCGGAGCGAAUGAUUCCAUAACCUGGAAAGUGGGACCCGUCCCGUUUGAACAGAACUGGUUCAUACCACACCACAUUAAUGGCAUCGUCGUGGAAUGCUAUGUGGCGGGUAACAGAUCCCGAGUCCUGCAACGCGAUGCCUUCUCGUUUGUCCAGUAUCCGAGUGGUCGCAAUGAGCAGGUCGAUGAGGCACGCAGUCGUAUCAAUCCUUCUGUGAUUAUGUUGGGCAUUGACUCCAUGUCGCAGAUGAACUUCCAGCGCACAAUGCCACUGACAGCGCGGUUUGUUCGCCAGCUGGGCUGGUACGAGAUGCUCGGCUAUAAUAAGAUCGGGGACAAUACGUUACCCAAUAUUAUGCCUCUGUUGACGGGUCUUACGUCGCACCAGUGGCGUUCCCAGUGCAAUGUUCGCUUGCCGGGCUGCUUCGAUCAAUUCACCUACCUCUGGAAUCACUUUCGAAAUGCUGGCUAUCUGACGGCCUAUGCCGAGGACACUCCCUCCAUAGACACAUUCCACUAUUUCACGUUCGGCUUCAUUCGCAAACCGGUCGAUUACUACCUACGUCCUUUUCUAUAUAUGAUCCAGCACAUAUUGAAAACGGUUAAGCUUUUUGGCUACGAUUACUGUCUGGGCCGCAGACAGAGUUAUCGCUACGUCUUCGACUAUUGCCUUCAGCUGGUGCAGCGUUUUGUUCAGGACACGCCGAAGCCGAUCUUCGGCAUAUUUUGGUCGAACAGCUUCAGCCAUGACGACUUCAGUGGGCCGGCAAGCGUGGAUAGGGACUUCGUGAGCUACCUGGAACGGUACAAGGAGCACGGCUUAUUCGACAGGGCAGUUGUUGUCUUGUUCAGUGAUCAUGGCCAACGCCAGGGACCGUUGAUGAACUUGGCUUCCAGCUUUCUGGAGGAGCGAUUGCCCAUGCUGCACAUUUACUUACCGCCCUGGUAUCGGAAGCAGUAUCCAGAGUUUGCGCAAGCGCUUGACGUGAAUCGUUAUCGACUGAGCUCCACUUUGGACUUACAUUUGACUUUGAAACACCUGCUCGUGCAGGGGCAGGCUGGCUUGAAACUGAAUUCAUCUGUCUCGAAGUGCCAAUCGUUACUUGAGCCGUUGCCCGAGAAUCGCAGUUGCGAGGAUGCGGCCAUACCCGAGCACUGGUGCACCUGUGACUCGUAUGUGCAGGUGCCCAUCAGCAAUUUAUUGCUUUACUGGGCACGAACAGUGGUCUAUCGCAUUAACAAAUAUCUGGCCAGCCACGAUUAUGCUGCGAAAUGUGCUCACUUAAAGCUUGCCAAAUUGCUGAGAGCCGAGCGCAAACAGUUCUUUGAUGACGACGGCGCUGCUGCGGUGCCGCCUCAGAGAAUUGAGACUUAUCGCAUUAAGUUCGUCACUCGACCGAACGGCGGCCUGUUCCGUGCAACAUUUUUGGCCGAUGCGGAAAGAAAUGUUAAGGUACAGGAAGAAUUCAUAACGCGCUUGAACUCGUAUCGCAAUCAAUCGUUUUGCGUCUCUGGACACGUGGCCCAGAAGUUUUGCGCUUGCCUCGAGGCGAACCAAUCGUUUACGGUGAUUAACAUAGAUGUUAACGACCAAGGAACUCCCUGUUAAAUAAAAUCGGAAUAUUAAAUAUUUAAUAAAUACAAUUGUUUUUCAAUGUAUCAACCAGGAGAGUUCUGUUGACAUUCAGCCAAGAAAUAUGAAGUUUUGUGGGGACUGAGCCGUUGCGACUACUGGCAACUGGAGCGAAUGGAAGUGCCUGAUUGGUUUGUAAAGGUGAAGUCAGUAUUAAUGACAGUCAAAUGUUGUAGAAAGACAACCCCAUGGAUAGUUUUACAAUUGAUUAAUGCUGGAGGAUAAAGAACAAAGCAAGCGAAGGAGUUGUGUAAAGUAAAAAGAAGAAGCUGCUUCUGGGCCGAUUCAAUUUGAACCUGGAGAUUGAAAACAGGAAAUGAAUAAGCACAAUAAGAAUAAAGAAUAAGAAAUAGAAUAAUAAGAUUGUCUGAUUGGCGUAAAAAUAUGGAGUCAGUAUUACUCUCUCACUCAAAUGAUGUAGAACGACAAUCCCAAGGAUUUUUCAGCAACUGAUUAACAAUGGAAGAUCAAGGAGAAGAAUUCUACUAGAGUAAAAAGGUAAUAGAAGCGUUCAAAAUUAAGAAGCUGCUGCUGGAGUGACUUGUUGCAAUCUAUGUUAUGUAGAUCACAUAAAUAACACCCACAAAUAGAGCCCCACAAGUAGAGGCAAUAUCUCAAAACAGAUCUGUUUGCUUUCUUCAAGACUCCA
This is a messenger RNA of Drosophila hydei, 2701 nucleotides long. RefSeq lists its product as uncharacterized. NCBI's taxonomy places the organism in Eukaryota, Metazoa, Arthropoda, Insecta, Diptera, Drosophilidae. The record is from RefSeq and is a predicted model, not a curated record. The coding region runs from base 25 to 2028 and encodes 667 amino acids. The transcript is spliced from 2 exons.